Messenger RNA from Tyto alba (common barn owl), 1490 nucleotides. It is a transcript of the gene CENPM, whose product is annotated as centromere protein M. The record is from RefSeq and is a predicted model, not a curated record. Bases 58 to 591 code for a protein of 177 amino acids. The transcript is spliced from 6 exons. Lineage: Eukaryota; Metazoa; Chordata; Aves; Strigiformes; Tytonidae.
CCCGACGCGGUACGUCGGCGCGGGGCGUGGCGGCGGUUCGAAUCCCGGCGGGCGGACAUGGCGGUGCUGCGACCCUUCAGUAAGCUGCCGGCGCUCAACUCCGCCGUCCUCCUGCUGGUGGGUUCGGACGAAGGCAUCCAGCAGAAGCUGGCGGAGGCGAUGCUGCGAGAGAAAAAGAGCUUCAAGGUCAAUAUUCACCUUGCUACAUCCCUCCCCUUAUCUUCAGAGAUGGAUCACCUUCGGCCCAGGAUAGAUCUGAUUGUGUUUAUGAUUGACAUCAAGAGCAAAUACAGCUUGAAGAACGUCGAAGCUUCCCUAGCUCAUGUGGAUAUCAGCUUCUUCCUGGGAAAAGUAUGCUUUCUUGUCACUGGGGUUGGCAGGGUGAACCACUGCAGCGUGGAGAUGAAUUCCAUCUGGAAACUGCAAGAAACCUAUUCCAGUCCUAUGCUGUUCUGUGAGCUGGAGUUGGAAGGGAUACGAGUUGCCACUGCUCAGCGACUACUCCGGAUGCUAGAGAUCUGUGCUGGUCUCGUACCAGGAGUUUCUGCCUUGUACUUUGGCUCACUGAUGAGCAGCUCUGCUAAUUACUAGCUUCUCAUUGUGAGAAUUCAGCCAUGUUCAUCAGGUUUUUUUCACUUCAGGCAUUCAAGCUGCGGCAGUUGGAAUCACACUGGGAAGCUUUUUUGCCUGAUUUGUCAUGACCACUUGUCCAGAGCUGUUCCUAUCUGCUAAUCUUAUCAAGAAAAGCUUCAUUCCUGUUCAAUGGGUAAUGUUUAGGUCCUGGGGGGGUGGUGUGUGUGUCAGUUUGAACUGGGGAUUCCUACCCAUUGUCACAUCUGAAUCCCAUUUCAUGGUCAAGUUUGAGUUUCACCCACUGAGCUAGUGGCCAGGAACUAUGUGUUUUACUGAGAGAAUAUUGGAAGAACAGGCCACAGUCCCAAAUGCCGCAUGUCAUAGUUGAGCAUCCUAAUUUCAUUGUCCCCAGAGUACUAGAGAAGAGGCAGAAGGCUCCUGCUUCCUUUCAGUUGAAAUACAGCACCUUGGUGAUACCUUGCUGCCAGGUUUUGUUUCCCCACUAAGAGAAUAAUGGGGAAGGCUGUCCUGCAGCUUCUAGAUAGACUGCAGUUGGCAGUUAAUGAUCCAGCUGUGUGAGCAUCUUCCCAGUGAAGGGCUCAGUAUUUCCAUGCGUGAUACCUGCUAAAGAAGAUAAUCUAGCACUUUAGCCUUAUUUUAGAUCUUUAAAGAAAAAGGUUCCAUCUAUCAAGCCCAGGAUAACCCUAGUAACCCAGGCUCUGGAGCUGACCAGAGAUGAAAUAGAGCAGCCUGGACUACAGCAAUGUAUAGAAAACACAUGUCUCUUGCAAGUUGGGCAUAUGCGGUGUAUAAUCCCUUAACAGGUUCUUAUCAGCAGUAGUUUAUGCCUUAUUCUCACUACAAGUCAGUAGUGUGUUUUGGAAUUCUAAGUUAAUAAAAUAUAAAAUAUUUGAUAA